This is a messenger RNA of Microthlaspi erraticum, 858 nucleotides long. The record is from the annotation of a GenBank genome assembly. NCBI's taxonomy places the organism in Eukaryota, Viridiplantae, Streptophyta, Magnoliopsida, Brassicales, Brassicaceae.
AUGGAGACCAGUCUCAACUACACGAAGGUUUCUGCACUUAUGGGACUUUACCGCAUCAAAGUGAAGAGUGGUAUGUCAGAGAACUUCUUCGACCAGCUUCUGAUGCUAGUUCAUGACAUGCUACCUGAGAACAACGUGCUUCCUAAGUCGACUGAUGAGAUGAAGAAGUUCUUGAAGGUUUUUGGUUUUGGUUAUGAUCUCAUUCAUGCCUGCAAGAAUGACUGCAUCCUUUUUCGGAAAGAGUAUGAGGAUCUGGUCAGUUGUCCGAGGUGUAAGGGUUCAAGAUGGGAAAGAGACAAGCACACUGGUGAGGAGAAAAAAGGGAUCCCUGCAAAAGUGUUAAGGUAUUUUCCCAUCAAAGACAGAUUUAAAAGGAUGUAUAGGUCGAAACGAUUAGCUGAGGAGUUGCGUUGGCAUUUCACUAAUGCUACUGAAGAUGGUACAAUGAGGCAUCCUGUUGACUCAUUGACUUGGCUUCAAGUGAACGACAAAUGGCCAGAGUUUGCAGCUGAAGCGAGAAACCUGAGACUAGGUCUCUCUACUGAUGGGAUGAAUCCUUUCUCUAUUCAGAACACCAAGUACAGUACAUGGCCGAUUUUGCUUGUGAAUUACAACAUGGCUCCAACGAAAUGUAUGAAGGCUGAGAAUAUGAUGCUGACUAUGUUGAUUCCCGGACCAACAGCACCAAGCAAUAACAUAAACGUCUACUUACAGCCACUGAUAGACGAUCUCAAAGAUUUAUGGAGUGAAGGUAUGGAAAUUUAUGAUGCAUUUUUGAAAGAGAGAUUUACACUUAAAGCUAUGUUGUUGUGGAGCAUCACUGAUUUACACAAGGACUGGCUAUUGAGUACACUUUGA